Molecule: messenger RNA, 3314 nt
Organism: Hemibagrus wyckioides
Lineage: Eukaryota; Metazoa; Chordata; Actinopteri; Siluriformes; Bagridae
Product: serine/threonine-protein kinase pim-1-like
Exons: 12
Coding region: 1-1599 (532 amino acids)
Biological process (GO): negative regulation of apoptotic process; regulation of mitotic cell cycle; protein autophosphorylation
Cellular component (GO): cytoplasm
Molecular function (GO): ATP binding; protein serine/threonine kinase activity
Source: RefSeq, a predicted model, not a curated record
AUGUGCGAAGUCGCAGCCGUCCUCUUGAAAGGCUACGGCUUGCUCCGGAAGAAACUAGAUAAAGUCAAAGACGCUCAGAGAUGGAAGGAGUGGUGCCUUCCUCUGGCUCGACUUCUGUUCUCCGCUGCACCGGAUGACGAGCACAGAGAGGCUGUGAUUAAGAUGGGAGAUGAUCUCGCCUCCAGAAAUCUGAUCUACCCGGCGCAUAUCUGCUACGUGGUGGCGAAACUGGAGCUGGGGUCGCGUAGACACUUCCAGUUGAUCGGAUACGACAGUGUGCCAUUUGGCUUGACGGUCUUCGUCAAUCCCAUCAUGAGAACUGAGAUGUAUGAAUACGUGCUGUGGCUGACCUCAGGACAGGCCCAGCCAAGCUUCCAGAUCUUCAAGUUGUGUGUGGCCAGCAGAAAUCUUUUUUUCGGUUCACCUGAAUUAAGCUUUAAAUACUGUGAGGUCAUCACUAGGGCAGUCAUCACUUUCCCCGACAGAGUCACAAGGAGCUUGAUUGAACACCUUCUUUUGCUGUCUUGCAAACUGCAAAAUAAAAAUUCAGAAGAACCUGAGUGGCUGCUAGCGCUCCGGCAGCUGCACAGAACUACAUUAGCAAACGCUAAUGUCAGUGAUGACCCAGAGCAGCACAUGGUGUCUACCAGCCAGAGAUUCAGAGUCUCUGAGAUUCAGGAGUUAAAACAUGAUCCCCCGAAUGAGCCGAUCCCUGAACUCCAGCCUCCUGGUCCGGAGCAGCUUGCUGAACUGGAAGCUUUGCUUUCUUCGCGGUACCAGUUGGGAGAUCUGCUGGGGAACGGAUGCUUCGGCUUUGUCUUCAAAGCGGUCCGGAUCGCAGAUGAUAAAAAGGUCGCUGUUAAGGUCGUCAAGAAGUCCGGAUUUACCACAACUAUGAAAAUGCCCGGAGAGACGGAGGAGCUGCCCUCAGAGGUGGCGCUAAUGAGAAUGGUGUCUGAGCCACCUGUCUGUAGCAACGUUGUGGAGUUACUGGAGUGGUUUGACAUGGGCCAUCAGUUCGUCAUGAUCAUGGAACGGCCCAGUCCCAGUAUGGACCUCUUGGAAUUCAUGGAGCUUCAGGGAGGUUCCCUGUCUGAAGCACAGGCUCGAGACAUCAUGGUGCAGGUGAUUCGGGCGGCUCGUCACUGCUGUGAACGUGGAAUGGUACACAGAGACAUCAAGGCCGAGAAUCUCAUCAUCAACCCCGAAACCCUGGAAGUGAAACUGAUUGAUUUUGGCUGUGGGGAAUUGCUGAAGGACACUCCCAGCAAACAUUUUUUUGGCACUAUAUUCCUUAUACCUCCUGAGUGCCUGUUCCGUGGAGAGUACAUGGGUGUUCCUGCCACCAUCUGGGGUCUGGGCAUUCUUCUGUAUCAUUUCCUCAGUGGACAAAUCCCCUUCAUUGAUAUAGAACAAGACAUCAAUUAUGGGUACCUGAAUGCACUUCCUGACGUGUCUCAAGAGUGCUUCCAGCUGCUAAUGUGGUGUCUGGAUUUAAACCCUGAAACACGCCCAACAUUCGAGCUCUUGGCCAGGCACGAGUGGUUUACUGGGGGCAGUUCAGGACAGAGUCCAGCUCAGGAGUCUUCUGGACACUAAAACCUGCUACUGAAGUGUGUGAACUCUGAUGGGAAGAGCAAGACGAGAAAGAGAGACCGAGAUCAGAAAUUCAGAAUUCUGAAUUAUUUUUACAAUGGUUACCAUUCUGUGUGGUCAACUACACCUUUGUGAACAUUUUACACUUGUGAUUUGCCUUUUGCCCAGCAGGGCUACACACACACACACACACACACACACACAUACACACCACUCUAAAAUAUGGCAUAAUUUCAUGUAAAUAAACACUUAUGCUUUUUUUACAAACUUAAUUUAUGAACAAUAAAACACAUUUACAUGAAAUUAUGCACCCUGCUGAACUUCCAUGACCAAGCUGGAAGAGGCUGGCAUGCGGGGAAGAACCUGGCAUCGUCUUAGGAGAGGGUUGAUGAUCUCAGGAUGAUCAGGGACUUUUUGUCCUCUGUGGUGCUAACUGCAGUGUCCCGAUGCAGAGUGUUCAUGAGAAGCACAUUCCUUCUCUUUUUGGGGCAGUAGGAGACAAGAGCAUGCGUGUCAGUAAACACAAACUGGGAGGAGAAUGUGGCCCUUUCUCUUGUCGCCAGCAGUGCAGGGGGAAGCUCUGGUUUGUUCUUUCUCACGGUUCCCACCAUGGCCAGCUUCCUCCUUAGCACCUCCUGGCCAAGGACAUGACAUAGGAUGUGAAAAAGUUGUCACAAGAGAUGCUGUGUCCCUGAAAACCCUCUGUCACCUUGAGAACCACAUGCUGGCUCUGAUUCUUCUCUGGCUGGCCAUCCGCAGGUUUCCCAGUGUACAGCUGCAUGUUCCAGGCGUAGCUAGUCUGGGCAUCACAGGCUACCCAGAUUUUGAUUCCAUACUUGCCAUGUUUACUUGCCAUAUAUUGUUUGAAUCCACAUCGACCUCUGAACGGGACCAGGCUCUCAUCCACUGUCACAUCAGUGCCGGGAUUAUACAUUAGCUGCAGGCGACACACCCACUUAUCCCAGACCUGUCGGAUGGCAGCCAGUUUGUCUCUGGCAUGGCGCGCUGGUCUGGUGAUGCGAUCAUCGAAAUGAGGUGGAAUGUCUUCAGCAGCAAAAAAUUGCCCUCCCCAUCUGAACAUGCCACAGUCUGGACGUAGCCUCUUUACUGGACCGGUAGACCCCAGCAAGAAUCAACAGACUCAGACUUCCCUGUUGAUCUUUUUUUUUUAAUCUAUUUUCGUUCCAACUGUCACCAUAUACACGACACCCCUCCUUGUUGGUCAUUUCUAUCACUAUCACUAUCUUUUCAAUUUCCUCUGACAUAAACACCUCAAAGCAUGAGACAGCAUACCUUGUUGGCCCUCCUCUCCUGCUCUGCCCCCAACAUAUGGCGUUGUUUGCUUGGAGGAAUGGAGGACCAGAGAAUAUUUCCAUCUUUGGAUUGGACAAUAUCUUUAGUUUCAGGAGGCUCCUCUUCAUCACCCUCUGACACUUCCUCCUCCUCCUCUUCUGCAGGUUCUGCCUCAUCUCUCUCCUCCUCCACAGGGUCAAAAAUGAGGUCAAGGGCCUGUAAUGCAGUGUAGGUCCUCUUCAUUUUGCUGUCUCAGAGUGAAAUGGGAAAUGCCCCAAGGAUGCUAUAAAUUCAUUUUUUUUAAUUGUUAUCUUGUCCCCAAUUUGGCAAAGGCAUAUCUCAUAGCUUUUGUUUUGUCUGGAGGCCCAAUGAAAUGCAAUUCCCAAUGCUUUGAAGUGUGUUUGACUGUGUGUGUGUGUGUGUGU